AUGGAUCAACAACAACAAGCUCAACAACCACCACCCUCACAACCCACCAACGAUUUCAAGGGAGAGUUUGUGCAUCCAGUGGUGUCCGCAAACAAGGGUACAGCCUCUUCUUUGCUGUUGGAGGAUUAUACAAGAACUCAUAUUGCGAAAAAUCCGCUCAAAGGAGGAGGAAAACCUUCGAGACCCGAUGCCAAAUAUUUGCCAAAAUCAAGUGAAUCUCCUUUCGGAUCUUUUCCUGGCGAAUUUAAAGUACGAUCUGUGAAACCUCAAACUGAAUCGAGUGAAUCAUCAUCAUCGACUAAGGACAUUGGUUUGGUAGGAUCAAAGAUGGUCUCUUCUCGAACUUCAUUGGAAAAGACAGAGAGAGGAACAUUCGCUUGGAGCCCAAAGAAAGUUGGAACUGGGGGAGCUUCUAGUUCUUUGAGAGAAGGAAAGAAACCAACUCCUCCACCAAAGCCUGUUGCCGGGGCAAUGGAGAGACGACCAAUACCAGAUACGCAAUUUAGAAAAUUUUAUGAGAGAGGCGAUCUUCCAAUAUCCAUUAAACACGAAGGAACAAACGAAAUUCAUUGGAAAGUCAAAGCUGAGAAGCUUGACUAUCACCACUAUCUCCCAAUAUUUUUUGAUGGCUUACGAGAGAAGGAAGAACCUUAUCGAUUCUUAGCGGUUCAAGGAACAUUUGAUUUGUUGAAAUAUGGAAAGGACAAGAUUGUAAAUUGUAUACCACAACUAAUCAUUCCAAUCAAGACUGCACUUAACACUCGAGACCCAGAAAUUAUUUGUACAGUUCUUAAAGUCAUUCAGCAAUUGGUGCUUUCUAAUAAUAAGGUUGGAGAAGCACUUGUUCCAUAUUAUCGACAAAUUCUUCCAAUCUUUAACUUGUUCAAAACGCAGAAUAUCAACCUUGGAGAUGCCAUCGAAUACAGCCAAAGAAAGAGACUCAACAUUGGUGAUUUAAUUGAAGAGACUCUUCAACUUUUGGAACAAGAAGGAGGAGAGGAUGCAUUUAUUAAUAUCAAAUACAUGAUCCCCACCUAUGAAUCCAGUGUUCUUAAUUAA
Messenger RNA from Naegleria fowleri, 1059 nucleotides. RefSeq lists its product as uncharacterized. The record is from RefSeq and is a predicted model, not a curated record. NCBI's taxonomy places the organism in Eukaryota, Heterolobosea, Eutetramitea, Acrasida, Naegleriidae. The transcript has 2 exons. Gene Ontology annotation, molecular function: Hsp70 protein binding; Hsp90 protein binding. The coding region runs from base 1 to 1059 and encodes 352 amino acids.